This is a messenger RNA of Arabidopsis lyrata subsp. lyrata, 1243 nucleotides long. Its product is annotated as vacuolar iron transporter homolog 3. Gene Ontology annotation, biological process: intracellular manganese ion homeostasis. The record is from RefSeq and is a predicted model, not a curated record. NCBI's taxonomy places the organism in Eukaryota, Viridiplantae, Streptophyta, Magnoliopsida, Brassicales, Brassicaceae. The coding region runs from base 335 to 937 and encodes 200 amino acids. Gene Ontology annotation, cellular component: membrane. The transcript has a single exon. Gene Ontology annotation, molecular function: manganese ion transmembrane transporter activity; iron ion transmembrane transporter activity.
AACUACACUAUAUGAAAAGUUACAAAUUCAAGUGGUGAAAAGGUUUGAAAAUAAUCAGUAAUAAGAGGAAAAGAGGUGAGGGUUUUAGUCAACAUUUUAUCAAAUGUAGUAAAAGUGUUUAUGUUAGUGGUGGUAUUGCCCCACAUACACUAAUUGUCGACUCCACCACAUUACGAUUAUCUUCUCUAAAAAUUAAAUACUCAUACAAAAUAUCUCAAUAAAUAGAACUCAACCUUGGCGUGUGUUCUCCACACUCCACCGAUUUUCUCCACUUUCAUUUUUAGUCUUUCUCAUUUAACAAAACAAACCAAAACCAAAAGAUUUAAGUUUAACCAUGGCAUCUCACAACACCUUGAACCUAGACAUGGAGGAAAAUCAAGAAAAGGCUUUUGACUACUCCAAACGAGCUCAAUGGCUACGAGCCGCCGUGCUCGGUGCGAACGACGGUCUAGUCUCGACGGCUUCACUUAUGAUGGGUGUUGGUGCGGUCAAGCAAGACGUCAAGAUCAUGAUCUUAACUGGUUUUGCCGGUUUAGUGGCCGGAGCUUGUAGCAUGGCGAUCGGAGAGUUUGUCUCCGUUUACUCUCAGUAUGACAUAGAGGUGGCUCAGAUGAAGAGAGAGACCGGAGGAGAGGUAGAGAAAGAGAAACUCCCGAGCCCAACCCAAGCGGCUGCAGCAUCUGCGUUAGCGUUUUCUCUCGGGGCGAUGGUGCCGUUAUUGGCGGCUGCGUUUGUGAAAGAGUAUAAAGUGAGGAUUGGAGUGAUUGUGGCAGCGGUUACGUUGGCGUUAGUGAUGUUUGGAUGGUUAGGGGCGGUUUUGGGGAAAGCACCAGUGGUUAAGUCGUCGCUUAGGGUUUUGGUUGGAGGAUGGUUAGCUAUGGCCAUUACGUUUGGUUUUACAAAACUCAUUGGGUCACAUGGUCAUAUGUAUGUGUGAGUUUACUGACAUGUGUGACCAAACUCACUCUUCUUCAUGUUUCAAUGUUUUAUGCUUCAAGUCUAUAUAUAAACUGAAGAAAAAAAUGUCUAGUUUGAUAUUCCUUAAUAUGAUUUCCAUAUAAAUUACUGAAUUCUCAUGAAUCCAUCAAAGACAUGCAUUUUAUAUAUUUUAAUUUAUUUCAACAAAAAAUAUUAUUAUUUAAAACUUUUAUGAGACUGUAUAUAUAUUUUAACUCAUCAGCUUUAUCACUAGAAGUUAAAUCUAACUACUAUGCUUUUAGUUUCUACACGACUCAACCUCUAG